CCGAGGAUGGAGGGAUGGAGCCGCCCCAAGAGAUGGCUAAGGUUUCCAGCACAGCAGAUAACCACAACAGGCGGGUCCAUUCCCUAUACACAGAGCCAGUACUUCAGAGGAUUCCCCCUACCAACUUAGAAAACACGCACACCAGGGGGUCGGAGUUUUCUUCCGCAGCCCUUAGCUUCCAGGAGCAUGGCAAGACGUCGGAUUUGCCCAAGGACGAGGGCAAGAAGCCCACUGGGCACCGGAUACUAAAUAUGCUAAGGAAAACUCUUAAAGGGUCUGAAAGUAAAGAACUGGCAGUAACACCUGAAACAUCAGCCUUGGUGCCGUUUGGGGAUGUGGUUGGCUGUCUGGCUAUUAAUGUAAAGAACUGCAGAAAUUUUACGCCUAGGAUCCAUUUACAAUAUUGUAAUAAUUUAUUCAUUCGCAUCUCUAUAAACAACAUGGUGAAAUGUACAAAAACUUAUAGCUUGCUAUCCUCAAACAAUGAAAAGAACACUAUAAUUACAUUUGAUGAUGUGAAGUAUUUUUCUGUAAAGGUUCCCAGACGUCAAGAUGAUGAGAAGAAUAAUAUUUACUUAGAACUAAUGCGAUAUGAUGAUACAAAAAGGCCUAAUUUUUUAGGGAGUGUUCAGGUACAUCUUUAUGAAGUAAUUCAGAAAGGAUGCUUUACUGAAGAACUCCAAAUGUUGAAUAAACACAUGUUUAUCUGCAGGGUGGUAGUGGAAUUUAUGUUCUCCUAUGGAAACUUUGGUUAUGGAUUUUCACAUCAGUUAAAACCUCUUCAGAGAAUGAUUGAGCCAUGUAUGUUUAUGAAUGUUGCACCGCCUCCAGAAAGAACAGACCCUGUGACAAAUGUUAUUAUACCACAGCCAAUAGAAUAUCCAGCAUUCUUAUCCCCAGAGUUGAAUGUUACUGUUGGGGCAUCCACUACAGUGCCCCAAUCCAACCAGUCACCUGUAGUGCGACUUGAAAAACUUCAGCAACAACCUCGGGAAAGGCUGGAAAAAAUGAAAAAAGAAUAUAGACAUCUGAGUACAUGGAUAGAAAAAGCUAGCUAUUUAGAAGGAGUUCUUAACCCAAAGUUGGAACUUAAAGAACCUAAGGAAAGUAAUACCAGUGAGGUACUUGAAAGCCAAUUUGAAGAGAAACCUGCCAAUAUUGUAACAUCAGAUAACCCUCUUAUAAAGAAGGGAGCUGAAACUAUUCCAAGUGAGUUACUGGAUAAUGAUGGUAAGAAAAGCCUGAUUCUACCAACUUUAAACCAGUCAGGUGAAGAUGAUUCCAGUGUUGUUGCUCCUAAAAGUGGUGCGUCAACAAAGCAAAUAGAUACUCCGUUGCCCACUGUUCCUAGCCUGACAUUAACAGAAGAAGACUUAAUACCAGCUUUAGAGGAAUACCAGCCAGUAGCCAUACCAGAGAGAAAAGUGAAAAAUGUAUUCUUUACAUCAGAAGAAAAAUUGAAGGAUAGACGUCCAAGCCUUUUCAAAACAGACUCAUCUCCAUCAGAGGUGGUAUUUUCACCAAAAGAAUACAUUUCACCAUCUUUCAGACCAGAAUAUGUAGAAUUCAAACCAAAAUAUCAGUUCCAGAAAUUCAACAUCGAGAACAGUUUUGAUCCCUUUCUAAGGAAUAUAAACAACAAAAUGUCAGUCAGAAAAAGGAAAGACCAUGAUAUGUUCAAAUGUAGAAAUAUUUUAAGUGCAGAGGUUAUAGAGCAUGAAGACCAAGAUCCUCCUUACCCAACACAUUCAAAAACUGAGAGACCUGCUGGCAAAACCUGGCCUCGUGAUCUUGAUACCAUCGCAGUAAAGGCUUUAGACACUAAGAAUAAGUUAGCCCGUGAUCCUGGGAUCAUAACAAUAAAGACAUUAGACACUAAGAAUAAUCUAGCGCAUCAUCCCAGUAUCACCACAACAAAGACUUUAGAUACUAAUAAGUUACCGGAAAGACUACCUAAUGUAUCUUUGCCAAACUUUGAGGGAGAAUCAUCGACGACUGGAAAAGUAAAUGUAAAUAAGUGUCGCCUCUCAAAAUCAUUAAGUCUUACUUCCCACAUAGAAAAUUUAAAACAGUCAAUGGUGCUCAAGUCAAUUUUAAGUGAAAAUCUGCAAGACCUUUCAGAUAAAUUAUUUUCUACACCGGAAGUUCCUAUGGACACUGAAGCAAGAAAGAAGAGUCAUAGUUUUCCACUUCUGGGUGUUCGUGAUGAACGACCAAGUAGUUUGGAAGACCAAGUAUUUGAAAAAAUUCAAGAUUUAAAUACCUGGCUUUCAGAAAGAGACAUUUUAAAUUCAAAGUCUCUUUUAAGUCAAAUAAGUCAAGGUAGUCCUGCAGAUUCACAUUCAGAAGGUGUACCAGGAAAUUCCCCAGAGGUAGAAAGGGAAUUUGUCUCUGAAAAACACUUAGAUGCUGGUAACAUAGAUUUUCCAAUUAAAAAAAAGUGUAGUUUCAAAAAGAAACAUUUAGAUAGUGAAGUAUCUAGCUCCACACCAGAUUUGAAUAGCUUUGUACAUGAUUAUAUUAUAAAGCAAAUAUUCACUGCACCGAUCUUCUCAGAAUUGGGGACAGGAGUGAAAAAAUCAAGUGAGACACAGAUGAACUCACAGGGUCUGUUACCCACAGCUUGGGAGAGUUUGUCUUCCAAUGUUCUAGUUCACUAUGAAGAAAACAAUAAUGAAACAGAAUUUCCUCCAGCCAAAUCUGUUAUAAGCCAGAUAAUACAAGCAUUUCCUGUAGAUACUCUUUUAGAUUCUGGGGUGAUCAAAGUAAUAGAAUUAGAUAAAGAAUACCAGAAGAGUUUUUUGCUGGAUACAGAGACAGCCUUUGCUAAAGAAAAGCCAAAGGAGUCCAUAGAAUAUUAUUCAGAAAUCAAAAACAAAACAGAACAUCUUUCAGAGCCGAAUAUACCCAUCAUUCCCAAAGAAACCACUUCUUCUUUUAAUAGAGUUGAAUUCAUAGACAAAAGCCAAAAUACAUCCCCACGAGAUUCAGAAUAUCAGUCAACACCAGAUAAAAAAACAGAUUUGCCAAGUAGUAGUCAGAGACUUGACAGAAAAGAAAAUGAUCUAAGUUCUACUUUAGAAAAUUUAAGUGACUCGUUAAUAGGUAAACUCAAUGACUCUGAUGUAAUAAUGUUAAAAUCCUUUUUGAAAAACAUAUUUAAUGUUUUUUUCAAAUAUAGUAAGUCUGAAAGCAGACAAACUGACAAAGAAUUACAAAGACUAAUUGAGCAUCCUUUUCCAAACAAGACUGAAGACCUUGAAGAAAUCAAAGAGGAUUUUGAUAAAAUAGACAAACUAGAUAGAAAACCUAUUUUAAGUCCAAACCUGCGUGUAUUUCUAGAAGAACUCUCAGAGUCAGAAAUAAAACAUUUAAAAUCUGAAUUAAGUAAACAUAUUCAGCAUUACCUUGUAGAAAGACUUUCAGAAUCAGGACAUAUCACCAAGGAGGACUUACCAAAAAUCUACCAGAAUCUGUGUUUGAUGAAUGAGAAAGCAGAACCAAAAGAGCAAAAUAUUUUUCUAGAGAAAUAUUCAGGAACUGUAAAAGAAAUCAUAUCUUUUGUAAACAAUUUUAAUCAUCAUUUCAUAGAUAAACAUUUGGAAAUAAAGCUAAGGUCUUUUUUAAAUGAAAUUCUCCAAAACUAUUUCCUAAAAAAUUUUUCAGAAAACAGUUUAUUUAAAGAAGCAGAAUCUAAGUCUAUGCACUCAAACGUAGCUUUUCUAAGAGCUAAAAGCCCCUCUAUGUCUUUUAACAAAUUAGGACAAGAUAUUUCAAGGGGGAGUUUUGGUAAAAGGCUUGAAGUAAACAUGAAAUAUCCCUUAAAUAAAUCCCUACAAAAAUAUCUUACAGCUUUAUCAGAAAAUGAACUCUUAAAUAUAAAAGCUGAUUUAAGCAAACACCUCCAGAGCCUUUUUAUAGAGAAACUGUCAAAAUCAGGACUAAUCACAGAAAGGCAAUUAGAGGGGAUCAGCCAGCACAUAAAUUUGAUUAAUUCUAGUUCCACACCAUUAAAAUGUAUAAAGCCAGAUUUGUCUUUAAGAGAUGAAAAUCAAUUUGUGGAGAAGCAAUCAGAAAAGCAAAAUAAAUAUUCAAAAACUGUUCAAAAAACCACUUCACAAAAAGUUCUUGAAGAUAGACUUGUAGAAACAGAGUUGACCAGAAAGGAGGAAAAAGAACAUUUUUCUUUACAGAAUAUUGAAGAAAAUCCAUCAAAAAUUAGGGAACAGAAAAUUUAUUAUUGCCCUGAAGCAGCUAAAACACUGAGUUUAUCUAAAGCACAACCUUCUUCCAACAAAAAUACCCAGGCGAUUCCAUUAAAUAAAUCAUCAGAAAGACUGACAGAUACAUUGCUUAGGAAACAAAGGGAAGGACAUGGUUUCGUGCAACUUCCUCGAGCAGAAAAUUUUGAUUUUAAAACAGAGAUUCAAGACCCACAUAUUUGGAGUGGUAAAUCAAAAAUAACUCGAUCAAAUCCUUGCUUUGAAAGGACACUAAAAAUGAAGUCCCUUGACAGAAAGGAGUGUGAUAACAUCUAUAAAUUGAUGGUAGAGGAAAAAGCUGAAGCAGCGCUGUCACCGUAUCCAAGAAUUCCUAACUGCAAAAUGCCGAAUGAAUAUGAGGACUACAUAACCAAACUCACUUUUCCUUCCAGGCAGAAUAACACUUUAAUGUGUCUCAAUUCAGAGGCUGGGGAGGAAUCAGAAUUAGAGGGCCAGUAUUGUCAGAGAUUGAAAGGAAAUAAUAACAAUAAUAAAAAACGACAUUUAGUAACAUAUGCACAUUACAAAGAAGAAACACAAACUCCUUAUAUAAAACCAAACAAACUUUGCAACGAAAGAUGUACCAAGGUCCCUGAAUCACGAUUGCUUAAAUAUAAAGUUGUGGUAGCUGAGAAAAACUCAAAACCAUCCCUUUUCCCGGAAGUAUUAAAGAGAGAACAUCUAAAGCCCAGGGUCCAAAAAGAAAAAGUCCAUGCCAGCAGCAAACAAGAAAAAUCAUUUAACAAGAUAGUUAAGAUACUACCAACCACACUGCCCACCACAAGAAUUCUAAGAAAAUCUGUUCCAAGAACACUGCUUCAUUGGACUGCAAGAAGAACCAUACAUGAUUGUUUGGAUGGAUUUGAGGAUUUACACGAGACUUCAUUUAAGCAUCUUGAAAAAGCAAAAUCAAGAGCAAGGCUUUUAGGAAACAGCCCAGAUGAUAGCCAUAAUCAGUUAAAACACUCUGCAAGACCGUAUACUGCUCCAGAGGUUAACAAACGAGGAGAAAGCUACACUGGGAAAUUGACAAGCCCUCGAAUGGUUUCAGCAGGCUUAGUUCAUAUAAAUCCUCCAAUCCCAGAUUCUGAUAUCUAUAAAAUUAGGCCAAAAAAAAAAUUUAAAAGAGCAUAUUGAAAAGCGUUCGCUCAUUUGUGAUAUUAUCCAAAUGUUAAACAGUUCAAAAUGAUAUGUGAGGCCAGCAGUUAGAAUAUCAUUUCUCCAAUUAACAAAAUGGUUUGGAGAUCUGUCCUUUUGUGUGAUAGAAGUCAGUAACCAAAUUUCAUCUGUUAGAACCAUUUUGUUUUAAUUAAAAUGAAAAAGAAACACAC
Molecule: messenger RNA, 5593 nt
Organism: Camelus dromedarius (Arabian camel)
Lineage: Eukaryota; Metazoa; Chordata; Mammalia; Artiodactyla; Camelidae
Gene: CATSPERT
Product: C2 calcium dependent domain containing 6
Exons: 16
Coding region: 15-5399 (1794 amino acids)
Source: RefSeq, a predicted model, not a curated record